Phyllostomus discolor (pale spear-nosed bat) is the source of this 2901-nucleotide messenger RNA. It is a transcript of the gene CAPN9, whose product is annotated as calpain 9. Gene Ontology annotation, molecular function: calcium-dependent cysteine-type endopeptidase activity; calcium ion binding. Lineage: Eukaryota; Metazoa; Chordata; Mammalia; Chiroptera; Phyllostomidae. Bases 73 to 2145 code for a protein of 690 amino acids. The record is from RefSeq and is a predicted model, not a curated record. Gene Ontology annotation, biological process: proteolysis. Gene Ontology annotation, cellular component: cytoplasm. The transcript has 20 exons.
CCCCUGGACUGGCACUGGCCUCGCACUCCUUCCCACCCAUCACCGACCGAGCCCUCUGCCCGGGGAGCAGCCAUGCCUUACCUCUACCGGGCCGCGGGGCCCCAGGAGCACCCGGCUCCCAGGGACGCCCGCAGCACCCACUCCUCCAGGCAGAGCUUCGAGCAGCUGAGGCAGGAGUGCCUGCAGAAGGGCAUCCUGUUUGAGGAUGCCGACUUCCCGGCCAACAGCUCCUCUCUGUUCUACAGCGAGAGGCCCCAGAUCCCCUUCGUGUGGAAACGGCCAGGGGAAAUAGUGAAAAAUCCAGAAUUCAUCCUUGGAGGGGCCACCAGGACUGACAUCUGCCAGGGGGAGCUCGGCGACUGCUGGCUGCUGGCCGCCAUCGCCUCCCUCACGCUCAACGAAAAGGCGCUGGCGAGAGUCGUCCCCCAAGAUCAGAGCUUUGGCCCCGGCUACGCUGGGAUAUUCCACUUCCAGUUCUGGCAGCACAGCGAGUGGCUGGACGUGGUGGUGGAUGACCGGCUGCCCACCUUCAGGGACCGCUUGGUCUUCCUCCACUCCGCCGACCACAACGAGUUCUGGAGCGCCUUGCUGGAGAAAGCCUACGCCAAGCUGAACGGGAGCUACGAGGCUCUGAAGGGGGGCAGCACCAUCGAGGCCAUGGAAGACUUCACCGGGGGCGUGGCGGAGACCUUCACAACCAGAGAGGCUCCGGAGAACUUCUAUGAGAUUCUGGAGAAGGCCUUGAAGAGGGGCUCCCUGGUGGGCUGCUCCAUCGACAUCAGAAACUCCGCGGAGUCAGAAGCCCGGACGCCUUUUGGUCUUAUUAAGGGCCACGCCUACACCGUGACGGGGAUUGACCAGGUCAGCCUCCGAGGCCAGAGAACCAAGCUCAUCCGAGUGCGGAACCCGUGGGGCCAGGUGGAGUGGAACGGGUCCUGGAGCGACAGCUCCCCCGAGUGGCGUGCCGUCGGCCCCGCUGAGCAACAGCGCCUGCGCCACACCGCUCUGGACGAUGGAGAGUUCUGGAUGGCCUUCGGCGACUUCACGGCCCACUUUGACAAAGUGGAGGUCUGCAACCUCACGCCCGACGCCCUGGAGGAGGACACUCCGCACCGGUGGGAGGUCACGGUCCACCAAGGAAGCUGGGUGCGGGGCUCCACGGCCGGUGGCUGCCGCAACUUCCUGGAUACCUUUUGGACCAACCCGCAGAUAAAGCUGUCCCUGACCGAGAAGGACGAGGGGCAGGCGGAGUGCACGCUGCUCGUGGCUCUGAUGCAGAAGGACCGAAGGAAGCUCAAGAGGUUCGGCGCCGACGUGCUGACCAUCGGCUACGCCAUUUACCAGUGCCCGGGCAAAGAGGAGCACCUGAGCAAGGACUUCUUCCGGUACCACGCGUCCCGGGCCAGAAGCAAAACCUUCGUCAACCUGAGAGAAGUCUCCGACAGGUUCAAGCUGCCCCCCGGGGAGUACAUCCUGAUUCCCAGCACCUUCGAGCCGCACCAGGAGGCCGACUUCUGCCUGAGGAUCUUUUCGGAGAAGAAAGCCGUCACCCGGGACCUGGACGGAGAUGUGGACGUUGAGCUUCCCGAGCCCCCGAAGCCGACGCCGCCGGCCCAGGAGACGAAGGAGCACCAGGAGUUCAGGGCCCUGUUCCAGCGCAUCGCCGGGGAGGACAUGGCGGUGAACGCGGAAGAACUCGAAUACGUUUUAAAUGCUGUGCUGCGAAAGAAAAAGGGCAUCCGAUUCAAGCAGCUCAGCCUGGUCUCCUGUAAAAACAUCAUUUCGCUAAUGGAUACCAGUGGCAACGGGAAGCUGGAGUUCGAUGAGUUCAAGGUGUUCUGGGACAAACUGAAGACGUGGAUAGACCUCUUCCUUCAGUUCGACGCGGACAAGUCCGGCACCAUGUCCUCCUACGAGCUGCGCACCGCCCUGAGAGCCACAGGCUUUCAGCUGAGCAGCCACCUCCUGCAGCUGAUCGUCCUCAGGUAUGCGGACGAGGAUCUCCAGCUGGGUUUCGACGACUUCCUCAACUGCCUGGUCCGGCUGGAGAAUGCCAGCCGGGUGUUCCAGGCCCUCAGUACGAAGAACAAGGACUUCAUUCAUCUCAACAUAAACGAGUUCAUCACCCUGACCAUGAACAUCUGAGGCCUCCCUGGUGAGAAGCAGCCGGUCCAGCUGGGGCUUGACUUUUGGGCUGUGAACUUCCUGGUGCAGAGCCCCCACCCCCCCUUCCGUUGUCGACCCCCUUCCUCCCCGACGACCCCGCCCUUCAUCCUGACCUGGGAAGACCGGAGUGGACUCCGCGGUGCUGACCCUGUGCUGCCUCUCCGUGAGGUCGCCGCCCCGGGAGGGCCAAGGCCACCCGCUGUGCCCUGCGUCGGGGUCCGGGCACCUCUGCCAGCCCCUCCUGCACUUCCCCCGCGUCCCCCCAUGACUAGUUACUCACGGGUCCAGCGCUCGGAGCCCCGGCUUUCAUGCAGCUCCGGCCACUGGCUGGCCUGGCACAGGAAGGGAAGGCGUGCGGCCGUCACUGAGCAUUUUCUCCCCCACUGGGGGGGUGGUUCCCCCCUGGGGCCAACAUCAGGGGGUCCUGGGUGCGGACUGGUAGGAGCAGGGCAAUGUGAAACUCCCCGCCCCCUCCCCUGAGGGCCGGACAGUCUCCGUCUGCUCCAGACAGUCUGUCCCCAGAGCUCUUGGGACAGGACAGCCCACGCAGUGCCACUUCUCCCCAGGGAGUCCGGUUCCAGGUCAGACUGGACUUCACCCCUCUCCUCCUCAGCGGUGGGAAGCGGCAGGGAGGAGGCUCGCUCCUGCUCCCGACCCCGGACAGGAAACCCCACCCAGCUGGAGGGAUGCGAAAUAAAGGAGAAGAUACAUAUGGCUCGAUAAAUGCCAGGCCUG